Molecule: messenger RNA, 1134 nt
Organism: Chlamydomonas reinhardtii
Lineage: Eukaryota; Viridiplantae; Chlorophyta; Chlorophyceae; Chlamydomonadales; Chlamydomonadaceae
Exons: 5
Coding region: 57-575 (172 amino acids)
Molecular function (GO): protein binding
Source: RefSeq, a predicted model, not a curated record
GUACAGUGCUAACGCGUGACGUUAGAUACCUACUUGACAAAUACAAGCCUUCUAGAAUGAAAUCGCGGAGAGCCGCAGCGGUCUUCGUGCUGGCGAUUAUUGCCUGCAGCGCGCUUUUAGCUGCUGGCGCCCCAGCGGAUAGCAAGGAUGCCAAGCCGAAGAGGAAGAACCUGCCGACCAAGGCAUUCAUUCACGAGGGCAAGCACUGGACGGUGCACAAGACUUCCGAGGGGCGCGCCUUCUUCUACAACGUGGAGAGCGGCGCCACCCAGUGGACCGACCCCCGAGUGGAGCAAAUGACGCCGCAGCAGCGCAUCGUGGUCAUCGCCAUGUUUGCCACGCCCUUUGUGCUCAUGAUCGCCGGCGGCGCGGCCUACAUCCUCUGGGUCCGGAGCAAGCACCCCGAGCUGCUGAAGGGCCCGAAGAAGGUGAAGGGCCUCAAGAACUGGGAGCGCGCGCUGCAGCCGCCCAAGGUGGCCAAGCCCCGCGGCCGCAGCUCCAGCCCGCCGCCCGAGGACGCCGUGAAGCGCGGCGCCUUGCCGGCAGCUGCCGCGGAGGAGAAAAAGGACCAGUAAGGCCCACUUGAUGAGGCGUGGUGCUGAUACCCCAGGGCAGGAGCAGGAGGUAAAGCAUGGAGGGAUAGGAGGGCGCGUAGCCGGAUAGACACGGGCGGCGGUGUGUGUGCCGCGUGCGCAGCACAGCUGGAGGACGUGGCAGGGCGCGGCCCACUGGAGCACAUGAUGCAGAAGCAGGACGAUAAAGUGGAGGUGGAGGCAAGCAUGCACUGGGCUCGGUGUUUCGUGUGGACGCGUGGGUGUUGCCCAGAGGCAACAUGCUGCGUGCGUUGCUGGGGGCCCGGCAGGCGGGACCUGGUGACAUGCGGUGGAGCUCGCGAGGCAGGCCCGCACGCCGUAGUGCUCCGCAGGGAGUCAUCUGGGGACCUCACUCAGUUGUGGGCGACACGCGAGGACACGCAGGUUGGGACGAGCCCUUCGCUAGCACUUUGCAGGUACCGGUGCAUGAUAUGACGGCAGGGUGUGGUUGGAUGGUUGGGAGGUUGCGCACAGCGCGCGGCGGUCGGAGUCAUGCGGCGUGCGAUUUAUGAAUUUGCGUGCGAUGUAAUCUUGCCUUGUA